Molecule: messenger RNA, 1643 nt
Organism: Callithrix jacchus (white-tufted-ear marmoset)
Lineage: Eukaryota; Metazoa; Chordata; Mammalia; Primates; Cebidae
Source: RefSeq, a predicted model, not a curated record
CCGAAGGGGCGUCUGCGGCUCUCCGCCGCCCCCAGCCCUGCCUCUCCCGCUGCUCUGCCAUGGCAAUGACAGGCUCAACACCUUGCUCAUCCAUGAGUAACCACACAAAGGAAAGGGUGACAAUGACCAAAGUGACACUGGAGAAUUUUUAUAGCAACCUUAUCGCUCAACAUGAAGAACGAGAAAUGAGACAAAAGAAAUUAGAAAAGGUGAUGGAAGAAGAAGGCCUAAAAGAUGAGGAGAAAUGACUCAGAAGAUCAGCACAUGCUCGGAAGGAAACAGGGUUUCUUCCUUUGAAGAGAACAAGACUUGGAUUGGAAGAUUUUGAGUCCUUAAAAGUCAUAGGUAGAGGAGCAUUUGGUGAGGUACAGCUUGUUCAGAAGAAAGAUACAGGGCAUGUGUAUGCAAUGAAAAUACUCCGUAAAGCAGAUAUGCUUGAAAAAGAGCAGGUUGGCCACAUUCGUGCGGAGUGUGACAUUCUAGUGGAGGCAGACAGUUUGUGGGUUGUGAAAAUGUUCUAUAGUUUUCAGGAUAAGCUAAACCUCUACCUAAUCAUGGAGUUCCUGCCUGGAGGGGACAUGAUGACCUUGUUGAUGAAAAAAGACACUCUGACAGAAGAAGAGACUCAGUUUUAUAUAGCAGAAACAGUAUUAGCCAUAGACUCUAUUCACCAACUUGGAUUCAUCCACAGAGACAUCAAACCAGACAACCUUCUUUUGGACAGCAAGGGCCAUGUGAAACUUUCUGACUUUGGUCUUUGCACAGGACUGAAAAAAGCACACAGGACAGAAUUUUAUAGGAAUCUGAACCACAGCCUCCCCAGUGAUUUCACAUUCCAGAACAUGAAUUCCAAAAGGAAAGCAGAAACCUGGAAAAGAAAUAGACGUCAGCUAGCCUUCUCCACAGUAGGCACUCCUGACUACAUUGCUCCUGAGGUGUUCAUGCAGACCGGGUACAACAAGCUCUGUGAUUGGUGGUUGCUUGGGGUGAUCACGUAUGAGAUGCUCAUCGGCUACCCACCUUUCUGUUCUGAGACCCCUCAAGAGACAUAUAAGAAGGUGAUGAACUGGAAAGAAACUUUGACUUUUCCUCCAGAAGUUCCCAUCUCUGAGAAAGCCAAGGAUCUAAUUUUGAGAUUCUGCUGUGAAUGGGAACAUAGAAUUGGAGCUCCUGGAGUUGAGGAAAUCAAAAGUAACUCUUUUUUUGAAGGUGUUGACUGGGAACAUAUCAGAGAGAGACCUGCUGCAAUAUCUAUUGAAAUCAAAAGCAUUGAUGAUACCUCAAACUUCUAUGAGUUUCCAGAGUCUGAUAUUCUUAAGCCAACAGUGGCCACAAGUAAUCACCCUGAGACUGAUUACAAGAACAAAGACUGGGUCUUCAUCAAUUACACAUACAAGCACUUUGAGGGUCUGACUGCAAGUGGGGCAAUACCUUCCUACAGGAAUGCAGCAAAAUAGUACUCUUGCCACAGAAUCCUACAUGGAGCAGAGUUCUUUGUACAACAUCAUGCUUUUCCUCUCACACUCUUGAAGAGCUUCUGAGAAGUUGAUGUAACUCACCAAUAUGUCAUAGUAAAGUCUCCUGAAAUGUGAUAAGAGGAUUUUCUUCCAUAAUCCGUCUGAAAACUUGUAAACAAAGACAAC